Molecule: messenger RNA, 1216 nt
Organism: Vitis riparia (riverbank grape)
Lineage: Eukaryota; Viridiplantae; Streptophyta; Magnoliopsida; Vitales; Vitaceae
Product: probable mannitol dehydrogenase
Exons: 5
Coding region: 14-1105 (363 amino acids)
Biological process (GO): lignin biosynthetic process
Molecular function (GO): cinnamyl-alcohol dehydrogenase activity; zinc ion binding
Source: RefSeq, a predicted model, not a curated record
UGCAGAAAGAAAUAUGGAAGCAUCACAAGAGAAAGUGCAAUCUGAUCACAAGGCAUUUGGAUGGGCAGCUACAGACUCCUCUGGCCUCCUUUCUCCUUUUCACUUUGCCAGAAGGAGCAAUGGAGAUGAUGAUAUCACAAUGAGGAUUCUUUACUGUGGGAUUUGCCACACUGACCUCGGCAUGCUUAGGAAUCACCAUGGAAUCUCUCUCUACCCUCUUGUUCCUGGGCAUGAAAUUGUGGGGGUGGUGACCCAAGUGGGCUCCAAGGUACACAAGUUCAAGGUUGGAGACAAGGCAGGUGUGGGCACCAUGAUAGGCUCCUGUGGUGCAUGCCAAAACUGCCAAGACGACUUGGAGAGCUACUGUCCCUCCAUGACCACCACCUACACCAUGUUUUCACCCGAUGGAAGCAUCAACUAUGGAGGAUUUUCUGAUAUUCUUGUGGUUAAUGAGCACUUCGCCGUGCGUUUUCCGGACAACCUUUCACCAGAAGGUGGUGCACCGUUGCUUUGCGCCGGUAUCACGGUCUAUAGCCCCAUGAAGCAUUUUGGGCUGACUCAGCCAGGCAUGCAUCUGGGUGUGGUUGGGCUGGGUGGACUAGGGCAUGUUGCAGUGAAGUUUGCUAAGGCAUUUGGUAUGAAAGUCACUGUGAUUAGCACGUCCCUCACGAAGAAGAAUGCUGCUCUUGCUGAGCUAGGCGCUGAUUCAUUUUUAGUUAGCCAUGAUUCUGAGCAAAUGCAGGCUGCACUCGGGACAAUGGACGGCAUCAUCGACACUGUGUCUGCGCCCCAUGCUUUGAAGCCUUUGAUAGAACUGUUGAAGCGGGAUGGGAAGCUGAUAAUGUUGGGUGCACCAGAUAUGGAGAAGCCGACUGAUUUGCCUCUCUAUUCCUUGUUUGUUGGGAGGAAAGUGAUAUCAGCAAGCCUGACAGGAGGAAUGAGAGAAACACAAGAAAUGAUGGAGUUUGCAGGGAAGCACAACAUAAGUGCAGAUGUUGAAGUCAUUUCAAUGGCGGAUGUGAACACAGCCAUAGAGCGACUGGCUAAAGGGGAUGUCAAGUACCGUUUUGUCAUUGACAUUGCCAACUCCUUAUCUACUAAUUAGAAUAUAGCAAUAUGUACUUGGGUUUUAAUUUAAGUAAUUAGCCAACAGGCACAAUGCUAUAUAUAUAGGUGUUCUGUUUAUUAAUAUAUGAUUUAUAUAUUAAUCCUUUAA